CUACUAUUCACUUCAACAACUACCUACAUAACGAACACCCUCCGCUACAUCCACAGUCAUUAGACGACCAGAGUAUAGCAAAAUCUUCAUCGCUUCAUCCUAAUUGAUACUAUCUACACAUUCGAACUCUACGAAGAAUGACGACUCUUGCCGGCAACCCUCUUAGCGAGGCCAUCGGAUACUCCUUCUCCAAUGCGAACAAUGCUCCCCACAGAGAGCACUCUUUCUAUCCUUAUACGGAUAACGGCGGCUCUACCCUAGGCAUUACUGGCUCCGAUUUCGCGAUCCUGGCUGGAGAUACUCGAUCCGUUGCAGGAUACAACAUUAACUCUCGUUAUGUUCCCAAGGUGUUCAAAAUUGGCGGUGAUGACGAGUCUGGCGAAGGUGCCAACAUCGUCUUGUCAGUCGUGGGCUUCGCAGCAGAUGGACAGGCCCUCAAAGAGCGACUAGAUGCAGUGGUGAAGAUGUACAAAUACCAACACGGAAAGCCCAUGUCCGUGAGAGCCUGUGCCCAACGCUUGUCAACAAUUCUUUACCAGAAACGGUUCUUUCCCUACUAUGUGCAUGCUAUUUUAGCGGGCUUGGACGAGGAUGGUAAGGGUGCCUUGUACAGCUACGAUCCGGUUGGCUCGUACGAGAGAGAGCAAUGCAGGGCUGCAGGGUCUGCAGCAAGUCUGAUCAUGCCGUUCCUGGACAACCAGGUCAACUUCAAAAACCAAUAUAUUCCGGGUAGCGGGGAAGGGCAUGCCCUUGAGCCCAAGAAAGCGGAGCCACUACCAAGAGAUACCGUUGAGCAGCUGGUGCGGGAUGCAUUCACUAGCGCCGUCGAAAGACAUAUUGAGGUCGGAGAUGGCUUGCAGAUGAUGGUUAUUACCAGGAGUGGAGUCGAGGAAAUUUAUUAUCCGUUGAAGAAGGAUUAGGCAUACCGGAGCCCAUUUUAAUCAAUGCUUCACCAGCCUAGUUUAGUGUUAUACUCUUGCGAUAAUUUUCUGAAUAUGAAUAGAUAAAAUAUCCAGUGGAGUAUUCCUUCCCUCGUUUCUG
Molecule: messenger RNA, 1041 nt
Organism: Aspergillus eucalypticola CBS 122712
Lineage: Eukaryota; Fungi; Ascomycota; Eurotiomycetes; Eurotiales; Aspergillaceae
Gene: prs3
Product: proteasome core particle subunit beta 6
Exons: 2
Coding region: 138-920 (260 amino acids)
Cellular component (GO): proteasome core complex
Source: RefSeq, a predicted model, not a curated record